Molecule: messenger RNA, 450 nt
Organism: Colletotrichum higginsianum IMI 349063
Lineage: Eukaryota; Fungi; Ascomycota; Sordariomycetes; Glomerellales; Glomerellaceae
Product: Exo-1,3-beta-D-glucanase
Exons: 1
Coding region: 1-450 (149 amino acids)
Source: RefSeq, a predicted model, not a curated record
AUGCUGGCCACCGCGGCCCUGCCGGCCAUGCUCCUGACCGACGCCGUCGACAACAUGCGCCAGAUCGCCAAGGCGGGCGAGGAGAUCAUUGAGCGCGAGCGCAAGCAGAACAUCCUCUUCUGGCUCAACAUGGUCCUCAUGAUGAUCCCCGCGGCCGGACAGGUGGCCAGCAGCCUGGGCCGCGUCGCCAUCGCCGUCGCCCUCCGCGUCGUGGGCGAGGCCGCCACCGCCGCCCUGACGCUGUACGAGCUCGUCGACGAUCCAAAGAACGCCCUGAUGACCAUGUUGGGCUUCUUCCUCGGCGGCGGCGUCUCGCGCCAGCCCUUCCGCGAAGCCGCCGCCAUCCGCCGCGGCAUGCCCAAGUCGCAGUUCGAAAAGCUGCCGCCCAGGAUCAGGACGGACCUGGGGCGCAUCCAAACCGUUAGGAACGUGUGCCGCGCGCGUUCGUAG